Messenger RNA from Dictyostelium discoideum AX4, 813 nucleotides. RefSeq lists its product as hypothetical. The transcript has 2 exons. The record is from RefSeq and is a predicted model, not a curated record. Lineage: Eukaryota; Evosea; Eumycetozoa; Dictyosteliales; Dictyosteliaceae. Bases 1 to 813 code for a protein of 270 amino acids.
AUGACUAGUGUAAGCAGUGAUAGUAGAAAACAAUUUAAAGGUUCAGGUGAUCAUGUAUUUGAUUUUGAUAAUAAAGAAAAUCAUGAUUUCCUUUCAUUAACAAUAAAACAAGAUAAUAAUAAUAAUAAUAAUAAUAACACCAAUGUUUCAUUAUCACCAUCAAUUAAAAGUCAAGCAACAUCUUCCACUGGUGGUAAUAAGAAUCAAAUAUUUUCACAAAUGAGAGAAUUAGAUAAAAAAUCAUUAAUGUUAAUUGAAACUUAUUAUAGAGAUAAAUUAAUAACUUAUCAAGAAAAAUUAAAAAGAGAAUUAGAACAAAUAUAUAAUAAAAAAUUACAAUCAUUAAAAAUUCAAUAUGAUAGUGAUUCUUAUUUAAAAUUUAAACAAUUUGAACUUGAAACUAAAAAAGCAUUAUUGUUACUAUUAAAAGAAUUCCAAGAUUUAAAGAAAUCAAAACAACAACAAGAAAAACAAUUAAAAUUACAACAAAUUAAACAAGAGAGUAAUAAUAAUAAUAAUAAUAAUAAUAAUAAUAAUAAUAAUAAUAAUAAUAAUAAUAAUAAUAAUAAUAAUAAUGAUGAUGACCAACAAAAAGAUAUAGAUAAUAGUAAUGAUAUUGUUAAUGAUUUUAAAACAGAUAAAAUAUUAAAAGAAAAAGAAGAAAUUUUAAAUAAAUUAGAAUUAAUAACGAAAUCAAUAACAGAUUUAUUUAUUCAACAAGUUGAUAUCUCUACUGAUACUAUCGACUUUCAAUCUUUUUUAUCAAAUAUUGUAGCAACGACGACAACAACAACUGCAACAAUAUCAAAUUAA